Messenger RNA from Phytophthora nicotianae INRA-310, 5029 nucleotides. RefSeq lists its product as hypothetical. The record is from RefSeq and is a predicted model, not a curated record. The coding region runs from base 1133 to 3910 and encodes 925 amino acids. Gene Ontology annotation, molecular function: protein binding. The transcript is spliced from 2 exons. Gene Ontology annotation, cellular component: TRAPPII protein complex. Gene Ontology annotation, biological process: early endosome to Golgi transport; intra-Golgi vesicle-mediated transport. NCBI's taxonomy places the organism in Eukaryota, Oomycota, Peronosporomycetes, Peronosporales, Peronosporaceae.
CGCAAAAAGAUAAAACAAGUUGACAUAAUUUAUGUUGCUCUAUUCGUGAUGGCGUCGGUGUACGCAACGGUGGAGCCGCAGUUCACGCGGGAGCUGCUCUCGCCGGGAUUGCGCGUGGGUUACACGGACGAGGGUGGUGUGUGGCAGUUCCUGGCGCCUUCUCUAGCGCAGCGCCUUCCACUUCGCGCCAUCGAGUGGCGCAACCUCGUAGGAGUGACCAAACGCAUCGAACAAUUGCCGCUGCACUUUGACGAAAUCUCGAUUAAAAAUGUGAAGAAAGACCUACCGCAUGCCUGCAUUUACCUGGUCAAAUGCGAGGAUCUGGACAGCUACAGGAGCGUGGUGCGGCCUCCAUUGGUCGCGUGGGUGGACGCCAUGACGGCUGCCAAGGUGGAAUGGCUCGUGCUCUACGUACCGCUGGGAACACGUCCCAAAGCCGCUGGAAACGUACCCAACCCCGUUUACAGGAAGAUCUUUGACAGGUUACGAACUGAUUUCACCCAUAGGAAGGGCGGGCCACUGUUGGGUGGGGCUAUAGGACCGGCCUCGACCCAUUUGGCUUUGCAGGAGAGAGUGUGCAAGAUCGACACGUUGGAGGUGACAAGUGUAUUAGGACAGCAACAACAGCACGAGUCUCAAUGGACAGAAUUGCUACUGAGACUGCGGCAUUGUGUCAUGGACGCAUUCCAGACCAAAUGUUUCCAGUACGAGGAGAGUCUCAGAGUGCUGGAUGCUAAACGUGGAGCAACUGGGUGGGACUUUGGAGCCUUCUUUCUGGCUAAAGAGAGACUGGCGCUCAUGUACCAGCAAAUGUAUCUACAGGACGAUGCAAUUAGACAUGUAAGGAGAUGACGAAGAAGGAGGAAAGUGGUUGGUAUUGACGUAAAAAUUGUUGCUAUUUGUUGGCCAGUUGGACGAGCUGGACGCAAUUUUCGUCAACUUAAACGAGACAGAGAAGCAGGCGUUCCAAGAUGGCAGCAAGACCUCGUUUACAUCACAAGAUCCGAUUUUCACGCAGUCUCCAUUGGCGUUGGACCUAACUGAGACCCAGCAACUGAUUGCUUCGAAUCGCGCUUCAGCUCACCUUGUCUCUCUCUACUGUUUCUGUCGACAGAUCCGCACGCUUUACGUUAUGGGGAGCUUCCCACAGCUACUGACGCGUGUCAGCUCAUUUAUCGAGGCUUUUCUUGCAGAGUUGAAGGAAAUGGCGUCGGGAAACACGCUUGACUGGCAUCAGCCAUUUCUUUGGGCAGUAGGCGCCUGCAUGGAGGUUUCCUAUGCGUGUGAACUCUCGUGGAGCGGCCGUGACGAGGAAUGGACUGCCUCUAGCGUCUCCGUGCAAGCGGCACAAACAAUUCCGGUUGAAGAAAUGUCCCGUGCACUUGGGAACGUAUUGUACCUCGCACGUCGAUUGCUGAAGAACUUCGCAAGGUCUAACCGAUCCCGGAAUGACCUUCGUGUGUCCUUCUCGAGCAUUCCACAUGAAGAUACUGAGGCAGAGUCUUCGCUGAAAUGGUAUCAGCAACUGGAGCAGGUGUUUGUGGCUCCGAAAUCGCGACGAACUGAUGCCUGCGAACCGUACGAGCGUUGUCUGUCAGAGGUGUCACACUUAGCCUCCAUGUAUUUCUCGCAGUCUGGACGACAUCGGUUUGCUGUAUUUCUUGGAGGGGAGUGCGCGCGUUACCAUCUAGCGCGUGGGGAAUUCGAGAGCGCAUCGAGACUCUUACGGUCGCUGGCUCGACAAAGUGAAGAAGACGGGUGGUGGACGAUCUUUGGUGCUUGUGUGCGUAGUAUCUGUCAAGCAGAGCUGGCGUUGGGACGAUCGACACAGGCAGUGGCUGCAUGCUUCAGCAUGUUGCAGCUGGCGCAGGAGGAACAGGUUGGUGUGAGUAAAGAAGAGAUGGAACAACUUUUGGUUGCUCUUGUGGCGAGUCUUGAUAAUAAGAGCGCAGGAGGGAAUACAGUUGACUCAACAGAAGACAACAAGAUAUCCGGCAGCGAGCCUAGAGUCAACAUGGGCGAACUAUUCAGACCGACAGUAGCUGUGGAGACAACGCGAUCAAGUGGAAGUGCAUUAGAACAUGGAGAUAUCCGUGUUACACUUGGUAUUGCCAAUGAUUUCCCCGCGGGAGUACAUCUGGAAAAAGUUCGUAUUCGAUUUACGAGGGCACCAAUCGGACACGAAAACCCCCAGAAUGAUGAACCUCUGGCUUCGAUGUCACGACGCGUUAAUGAACAGGAAACAACCCCAGAGUCGCGUAUUGUGUCUGCAGAUUUAUCAUCAGAUACGGAGCACGAUCAGCUAUCCGAAGGCCGUUCUGUUGAGGCGGAGAUAGCGACGAUACUUCACAAAGUUGUUGAGAAUGUCCACAACGAGAUCGAAUACGACACGGGAUUGCUGCUAGAAGAGAAUGACGUCCAUCUCGAUGAGAAAACAGGCGUGAAUUUGGUGUUUCUUCACUCAGGUAUCCCGAUGGGGCAUUACACUUGUACGGGGAUUGAAUGCGUCCUUGCGGGGAGCACCUUUCGCUUGCUUCCUCCCAGUGCGCUUGCUCUCGCUAGUUUCGACAUUUCUGCGAAGGAAAGCACAGUUCAAGUUGCUAUUGAUGGUGCGCCAUUGCUGGUGCCAAGACCACUGGCUCAAGUGGAAACGGUUCUUGUCUCUAUCCAGGCGAAUGAUGAUAUGGUGGCGAACGGAACGCUACAAGUGCGUGUAUUUAAACAUACCAGUAAGAGUAACCAGACUGGGUAUAUGAUCCACGAUAAUGACGAGGAGCUAGAAGAGGAGAACGAAAGCGGUGAAGAAGAGUGUGGCAUCCAGUUGAUUGGGGCAAAACUAGGUGACUCAAAUAUUAGCAUCACUGACGAAGAACCAAGCAGCAUGCUGAGUGUAGCUCUACCGACGCUACCCCGUGGAGGUUCUCUGUCAUAUAUCGUAUAUCUCGCAGUGCCUCCAAUGAAUCGAAUAGAUCGCAGCUCCGAACCAGACGAUGAGAACGAUGACGUCUCUAGCGCUACUAUUCGAGCAAGUGUACGGUAUCACCGAGGAGCUACAGGUGCGAGCUCUCCAACAACGACUACAGAAAUCCGAUGUGCUGAGGCAACUUUCCGCGUGCUGCAGCCAUUGACAGAGAUGGUGCGACUUAAACGCGUUGGAGCACGGAUCUUCGCCUCCAUCGCUCUGACAUGCAAUCCAUGCAUCCCCGUUCUGAUCCAAGACUACAAAAUGGUAUUUUCCCACAAAGACACCGACGUUCCUGUGCAGAGUGCGUUGGUUACCGUGGAGGAGGAUCCGAAUAUGAAGCUGCGAGGGACAAAGCUGCGUCCAAACGACUGUGUACACUUCGCAUUCACCCUAAUUUGCAGUCCAGAUUUCGAGAAGGAACGUAACAGCUCCUGCUCGCUUCAAUUGGAGCUGAAAUAUGACGAAGCCUGGUUGAAAACUGUGAAUAUUCAGUUGUCACUGGCAGAAGUCGAAGGAAAACGCUACCGAAUCGACGUGUUGCCUAGAGGACAUGACACAACACACACGCUUUCUGACGAUACGGUUGAGGCUACUGCGAGUGAGCCGAUGACGUUCCAGAUCCACGUGCAAGAGGAGGUUUCGAUGUCGAACAAGGUUGCGUUGACGGAUGAUUCGAGUGUAUUAUCACUGUGUCUGAACGAGAGCAGCGAGCGAGACUGGAUCCUCGUAGGAAGACAACUCGAACGCUUUACGUUGGAUCCCUGUUCCGGACACCACAGCGAUCGCAGACGCGAGUUCAGCACCCAGAAAAGACUCUUAGCAACUCGUACAGGCCAACUACGCUACCCUGCGUUCCACCUUGAAGUAGACGGUCAAAGUAUUCCAGCAGCACGAGUUCACUGCCAGCAGAGCAGUCGACGAGUGAUUGUUCGUGAGAGUGUCUAAGGUGGAGUUCUCUACUAUGUAGUAAUUGAUAAGUACUUCAUGAUGCUUCAACAUCGGGAAGCACCAGUUUUUAUGCCACAGCGUCGUCGGCCAGAAUGCCGAGAGCACGCAGCUCUCGCUGUUUGUCUUCGCAGUUGACGUACGAGUCGCCAUUGCGGAUAUGCCACAAGGCGCCACCUAGAUUCACACCCCAUGCAGCUCGAGGAUACGGCACCUCAGGAGGCACAGAAAACUUGGUGCUCAUCGACGCACACGUACCGCCGUGCAGCUCGGCAUACGCUCGGAAAGCUGGCAGCAGCACCUCGUUCCAACGCUGAUCGUUCGAGCGCCACACGAAGCCAACCUUGUCCAGCUCUGCACGCAACUUAGACGACAGCGCCACCUGACCUGAACGUACGCGCGUGAUCCACUGACCAAGUCUGAAGCCUCGCGUAAGCACUGGCCAGUUCGGGUCACGAUCAGGUACCACGAAGUCCGUUGUCACAAGAGCGUCACUGCCGUGCAGUCUCCGAUACGUGGUCAGAGCUGGGAUCACCACACUGCGCACAGUCUUCUCCACACGGUGACGUGCAUUCCACACAAAGCCAAGAGCAUCCAGCUCUUUACGAGCUGUCUGCACCUGAGAAUCGUACGCUCCUCGACGGAUAUUCUUGACUGUAUCUCCCAGCUUCAGCCCCCAAGAAUCUUUCGGCCAUGGCUCCCCCGACGGAACCACAAAGUCCUGCGUCACAUCGCAGUGUCCGUAUUGAGCGGAGAACACCUCGAGAGCCGGGAAAAUGCUCUCACCCCAGACCUUAUCAACCAGUCGGAACGAGAAACCCAGCUCGUCCAGCUCCUGUCUAGUAUCCCGAACCUGCGUCGCGUAUUUUCCCGAUCUUACCAUGUACACGUGUCGUCCCAGCAUAUAUCCUUCUAAAGUCUUAGGCCAUCUCGGGUCUUCCUCAUGUUUCGGGAUCGUAAAGGCCAGCGGAACGUCGGCAUUUCCAUGUAGUUCCUUAUAUUUCCGCAGUCCAGGCAGGAAAAACUGGUACCAUUUGGUGUCUCGCACUCUCCAUACGAAUCCCAGUUCAUUGAGUGCGUCGACCUGGUUCUUGGGUAGAGGGGGUAAAACCGCGCUCG